Messenger RNA from Ostertagia ostertagi, 1014 nucleotides. Lineage: Eukaryota; Metazoa; Nematoda; Chromadorea; Rhabditida; Trichostrongylidae. The record is from the annotation of a GenBank genome assembly.
AUGAUUCUUGCGAAAAAGAGAUUGGAAAGGUUGAAAGAGCUGAAACUGAAGCGAGAGGAAGCUACACAAAACGCUGCCCCAUCCACACAGCCAGGCCUCAACGUCGUUUUCGAGGAUACUCAGGAGUGCACACCCUCAACAUCGGCCGGCCAUGAAAAAUCGGGAAGACGUCUUGAUAUGGAGCGUGUGCUUGAGCUGCAGCGAAACAUUCGUGAAAAUGAACGUUUGCAAAAGAUGUGCUCCAAUAUUUUAGAGGCUUGCGGGCGAAAAUUGUCCGAGGAAGAUCCAGCUGGAGACGUUGCAGUCAGAGAUGAUACUGACAAACAGACCACAACAGCUCGUUACAUGCCCUCAUUAGCCGACCAGACGUCAGCUGCUGUGAAAAUCCAGGCGUGGUAUAGGGGUUGCCGCGAGCGAAAAGGCCUUCAGAAACAUCUUGAAGAGAGGCGCAAUUACAUGAACGCAUACCGAGGAAAUAUUGCAGCUGAGGAGCCCAGUGACGUGGUGGACAAUGCUGCCCUUAGCUCUCGUCCCGUUCAUGAAAAGAUUCACGCCGCAGUUGAUAUGCUGUUUGAUCCGAAAAUGUAUGUAUCGAAAGUGGGCGCAUUUAUCUUGAAUAGGCUAUCAGCAUUAUCUCCUCAUUUAUGUGCAUAUUUGGUAAUAGAUGCACAAGGGCUGGCAGCCAUACUAGACAUUUUUGAGCAGAAAACUACUGGCCGCGGUCCUGCCACUGCAGAAAUUCUAGUCAUACUGCAAGAAGUUUUUCUCCGAAUAGUUCAGGAUUGUGUGAGAGUUUCACUUCACAUAUUCCAUGCGUUUUACAACAAUCCUGUGAUCGUGCACGGCUUUGGACGUGCAAUAUUGGCACUAUAUCGUCGACCGAGUGCCAAGCCACAUUUCGAAAAAGCAAAAUUCUACCUCAACUACGCGUCUAAAAGGUUCGCUCGUUUGGCUGGCACUGAUCCACGCAAAAUCAUGCUGUCAGAAAUGAGGAACGAGAUGUUGUCUAAAUGA